AGUUAGCAGGAGCUGAGGUUAGCAGGAGCUGAGCUGAACAGGACGUUUUGUACUUUUGUAUUUACUUUACUAAAGGAUCUGAAUACUUCUUUCGUCACUGGUGUUGUUAAUGCUAAAGAAAUGUUCUUCUUUAAUCCCUCACUUUAAAACAGAUCCUCUCUAUAAAUUGUACAUUUAAAUCGCUCACUUGGACAAACCCACACGGUCAGGAUGGUUUCAUACAAGCGGCUGAACCCUGAGGAUGUUCAGUUCUCCAGUGCAGUGUUGACAGAGGAGCAACGUCCCGUCCAAGAAGAGAUUCCUGUGCAGGAGCCAGAGGAAGCCGCGCUGCUCCCACGAUUUCCGUCAUGCUCCAUCACCAAGUGCCUCCUGGUGAUUGGCUGCCUGCUGCUCCUCCUCUGCGGCGGCUGGCUACUGGGCACCAUGUUUUGGCUUCACGGGCCGUCCAACCGAGAACCACAUAGACCUCUGCCACCUGCCCCGGCACAGACUCCCCGAACAGCAGUAAACGACACUGCAGCUGCCUCCCGCCGUGAGGCUUGCAGUUUAAUCCCAGAGGCAUGGAGGUUCGAUUGCUACCCUGAGAGAGGAGUGGUGGUGACCAGAGAGAUGUGCGAGGCGAGGAACUGUUGCUUUGUCCCCGCCUCCUCCCCCUCCUCUUCUGCCAGCCGCCCAUCAGGGGGAAAUGGUAUCCCCUGGUGUUUCUAUCCUCCGGAUUUCCCUUCCUACUCGCUCGUGUCACUAAACGACACAUCCCUGGGGCAGAGAGGUACGCUCGUGAGGGAGAUGAAGACCUAUUACCCAGCAGACAUUCUCACUCUGGAGGUGGAUAUACGUCAUGAGACGGACACACGGCUGCGUGUCAGGAUAACCGACCCUUCCGAUGCACGGUUCGAAGUCCCGAUCUCUGUCCCCAAUGCCACCAAGAAGGCAGCCAGUCCUGACUAUGUUGUGGAGCUUUCAAAGGAGCCAUUUGGUCUCAUUGUGAAGAGAAGAUCGACAGGAGCGGUGCUUCUGAACACCACGGUGGCUCCUCUCUUCUAUGCCGAUCAGUUCCUCCAGUUCUCCACCUCCCUGCCCAGUCAGUUCAUCUACGGCCUGGGGGAGCAUCGCUCCGCCUUCCUUCACGACGUCCACUGGAACACGCUCACCAUGUGGGCCAGGGACGUCCCUCCUACGGAAGAGACAAACCUGUACGGAGCCCAUCCCUUCUACCUGGCAAUGGAGGAGGGAGGGAUCGCACACGGCUUCUUCCUGCUCAACAGCAACGCGAUGGAUGUGGCCCUGCAGCCGGCCCCGGCCCUGACCUGGCGUUCCAUCGGGGGAAUCCUCGACUUUUACGUUUUCCUUGGUCCUGAUCCCGGUUCAGUUAUUGAGCAGUAUGUGGAAGUCAUAGGAUUCCCGGCUAUGCCGAUCUACUGGGCUCUAGGAUACCACCUCUGUCGCUGGGGCUACAAAACAAGUGAUUCUACCUGGGAGGUUGUCAAGAAGAUGAGGAAUUAUGGGAUGCCUCAGGACGUCCAGUGGAAUGACAUCGACUACAUGGAUCAAUAUCUGGACUUUACGCUCGAUCCAACGAGUUUUGCGACGCUGCCCGACCUGGUCAAGGAUCUGCACGAUCAUAACCAGCGCUAUGUCAUGAUCCUGGACCCGGGUAUCAGUAGCACUCAGCCUGAGGGCUCGUACUGGCCGUUCGAUGAAGGACUGAAGAGAGGAGUUUUUAUUAAGGACGCUGAAGGAAAGACACUCAUUGGGAAGGUGUGGCCUGGUUUGACAGCGUACCCUGACUUCUCUGAUGAAGUGACACAUGAGUGGUGGUAUGAAAACCUCCAGAGGUUCUACGAUAAAGUGCCAUUCGAUGGAUUAUGGAUUGACAUGAAUGAGCCGUCAAACUUCCUGGAUGGAUCCACUAAUGGCUGUCCAUCAAACAGUCUUGAGAAUCCUCCUUACACACCUGGUGUACUUGGAGGUUUGCUGAGAGGAAAAACAAUUUGUGCAACUGCACGACAAAAGCAGUCGAUACACUAUAAUAUGCACAGUCUGUAUGGACUCAUGGAAGCUAAAGCAUCUGCCAGCGCUCUGAAGAGGAUCGUUGCAAAAAGACCGUUCGUGAUCUCUCGCUCCACCUUCCCCAGUCAGGGGAUGUAUUCUGGUCACUGGCUGGGAGACAACAGGAGCCAAUGGAAAGAUCUUUAUUCCUCAAUAUCAGGUAUGUUGACCUUCAACCUCCUGGGCAUCCCGCUGGUGGGGGCAGAUAUCUGUGGCUUCAGCGAGGAGCCGCAGGAGGAGCUGUGUGUCCGCUGGACGCAGCUCGGAGCUUUUUAUCCCUUCACACGCAACCACAACUCCAUCGACAUGCAGCCUCAGGAUCCGACAGUUUUCAGUCCACUGUCUCGUACGGCCAUGAAAGAGGCUCUGCUGCUGCGUUAUUCCCUCUUCCCCGUCCUCUACACUCUCUUUCAUCACGCACAUGCACACGGACACACUGUUGCACGUCCACUGAUGUUUGAGUUUCCAAAAGAUGUGGGAACCUAUGGGAUUGACAAACAGUUCCUGUGGGGGAAGAGUUUGUUGGUGACACCAGUGUUGGAUCCCGGAGUCGACUAUGUGGACGGUUACUUCCCACAGGGGAAGUGGUUUGACUACUUCACUGGCGAUUCUCUGAUCAGUAAAGGUGAAGAGGUUCGACUUCAAGCCCCUCUAGAUAAGAUCAACUUGCAUUUACGUGAAGGAACGAUUUUACCAACACAGGUUCCCAACCUGACGCUGUGGGUGAGCAGCGGUCAGCCGCUCCACCUGCUCUCCGCUCUGUCUGACGACGGCUCAGCCGCUGGGGAUUUGUUCUGGGACGACGGCCAGAGCAUCGACACGUUGGAGACGGGCAGUUACAGCUACCUCCUCUUCAGCGUCACGCAGAAGGUGAUGACGUCACAGGUGCUCCACGGUGACAUCGAGGCCACGUACAUCACCGUGGAGUCGGCCUCCUUCUACGGUGUGAAGGAGAAGCCCAGCAGAGUGAUGGUGAACUCCCAAGAUGCAGCAUUCACGUACAGAGCCAACCAGGUGUUGACAGUUUCAGAUCUCGGUCUCAACCUCAGUCAGAACUUCACCAUCAGCUGGAUGUGAUGACAUUUGAAUGAGUGAACGCAGCCGAAGUGAUGCUUUUCAUUGUUUGGACUCUUUAAUCCAGAACACUGGAUGGGGAAAUAACUGUGAGAGUUGAACUUUGACUGAACACCAGGCUGAGAAGCAGCGUUUCACCUGAACAUCACUGGUUUUAGCUUUUUAAAUCCAUUUGGGUCUAACGCGAUUGAGCUCAGCGCCAAAACAAAACCCAGUUUGGACGGAUGAUGUGACUGAAGAUGAGUUUGUGUUAAUUCUAUUCAUCGUGCGACGUCAUCUCACAAACAUCAAACGCACUGAAGCUCCUCUGGGGGCAGAGCGGUAGUUUAGACUCUGCUUUGAAUAUCUGACAUUAAUGACACUCGCUGAGGAGAUUUAAACAAAACAAAAAAAACAGCUUUGCUUUGUACAUCAGCUUUAUUUUCAGCUCAGUUCAGUCGACUGAGCACUUAAUUAAAUUGAAUUAGCAGAAAGAUGACGUGCAAUAAACAGAAGAGACUGAUAAUCACCCUCCUGCAAAGGGGACGGGAGCCUGAUGUAGUAAAUUCUAUGUGUUUAAUGCUGUUUACAGCCGAUUGUUGCACUAAUUGUUCUGCAGUGUUGUAAAGGACGACACAGGUGCCUUACGAUUCCUGUUUGUGUGUUUCUGAGCGUUUCUGGGUUUGUUCCGUUCUAGUCUUUUAUUCAGUGCACUGCUUUGCCUGUAGACAACGGUAGAUCUGUGAAAUUACACUUGCAUCAGCUGUAACUGUUCUGUAGACGUACUGUGACGCUUCUGUCAGUGGACUGCAACCAACACCUGAAGCUGGAAACAUCUUCUUGAGCUGGUUUAGUCAAGUUUUCAAGCUGUUACAUUAAUUCUGCCUAAAUCUGACCGUAAAGCUGUGGAAACGUGAUCUGAACUUUCUGCACCUUAUAGAACAUUUGAAAAUAGUUUCAUCAGUGCAUGUGUACUCGUGUUAAUGGAACUGAAACGGUGACGCCGACAGAUCCCAGUGUUUCUUCAGUGAGCUUUGUUUUCUGAAUUUAAAUUUUUAGAGUUUUAUUGGAUCUUUUUUUUUCUUUAAGGACACGUAAAGUAUAAAAUGAAGAAUAUUUCAGGGCAGAUUUCAGAUUGUUAAACUAAUCACUUCAUUCUCUGUGUUUUGAACUUUUAAAUUAUUUUACAUGUUUUAAGUCGUGUUUUGAGUUCUGACAAGAUAAGAAGAUUAUAUCUGAAUAAAGUUUAUUUUGAUCUUG
This is a messenger RNA of Pleuronectes platessa (European plaice), 4362 nucleotides long. It is a transcript of the gene gaa2, whose product is annotated as alpha glucosidase 2. Gene Ontology annotation, biological process: carbohydrate metabolic process. The record is from RefSeq and is a predicted model, not a curated record. Lineage: Eukaryota; Metazoa; Chordata; Actinopteri; Pleuronectiformes; Pleuronectidae. Gene Ontology annotation, molecular function: carbohydrate binding; alpha-1,4-glucosidase activity. The coding region runs from base 211 to 3126 and encodes 971 amino acids. The transcript has 21 exons.